Messenger RNA from Acanthisitta chloris (rifleman), 927 nucleotides. RefSeq names its product G protein-coupled receptor 55 (gene GPR55). Gene Ontology annotation, biological process: positive regulation of Rho protein signal transduction; phospholipase C-activating G protein-coupled receptor signaling pathway. The coding region runs from base 1 to 927 and encodes 308 amino acids. Gene Ontology annotation, cellular component: membrane. NCBI's taxonomy places the organism in Eukaryota, Metazoa, Chordata, Aves, Passeriformes, Acanthisittidae. The transcript has a single exon. Gene Ontology annotation, molecular function: G protein-coupled receptor activity. The record is from RefSeq and is a predicted model, not a curated record.
AUGACCAACAGCAGUGAGGAAUGCAGUUUUACAGCCAUCGACCGCGUAGCGAAGAUGCUGCAGUUGGGGAUCUAUGUCCCCACCUUCAUUCUCGGGCUGGUUCUCAACACCUUGGCCCUCGCCGUGUUCUGCCGCUUUUGGAAAAAACAGACCAAAACCUCAGUUUACAUGAUCAGUCUCGCACUUGCAGAUGUCUUGCUGCUUCUGUCACUCCCACUGAAGCUAUACUACUCUGGCACAGAAGCACCUGGGCUCCUGUGCUCGUUCAUAGAGGCUCUCUAUUUUGUCAACAUGUACUGCAGUGUCUUCAUCAUUGUCUGCAUUACUGUCGACAGAUAUAUCUGCAUAAGGUACCCAUUUGAAGGUCGAGCUAACCAAUCCCCCAGGUGGGCUAUCUUCAUUUGCUGCUUCAUCUGGGCAGCAUCUUGCGUUUGCAGCACCCCAAUGUAUGUGUUUCACAAGAAAGGUAAUUUUAUAUGCUUUAACAACAUGUCAGAUGAGGCGUGGAGUGUCCCCCUCAUUGUUUCCGUGGAAACAUUUGGAUUUCUGAUCCCACUUGCAGUGAUGGUUUUCUGCUCUGCUCGAAACAUCUGGAUUCUUCUGAAUCACAAAAAGGAAGCUAAAAAAAAGGUAGAAGGCAAUGGCUCCUUACGAAUAAUUAUCAUCAAUCUUGUGGUGUUUUUGGUGUGUUUCACACCCUACCACCUUGCGAUCUGCCUCCAGUGCCUGGUGAGACAGCAUGUGAUAGUGGACUGCCGCCUGAAACAAACCAUCAGCCUCUUCAUUCAGCUGUCGAUGCAAUUAGCCAACUUGAACUGCUGCCUGGAUGCCAUCAUUUACUAUUUUGCUGCCAAAGAAUUUCGUAAGAAAACACACUUGAAAAUUAUUAUUGAACUAUGUCCUAUCUUUAAGCCUUCUGCCAUAUGA